AUGUCUACAACCACUAUCGUCUCACCGUCAAACCUCUCGGCUAUACCUGCUGGUGCGCUUACGGCGAAUAGCCACGAAACAUCCAAUGAAAGAAUGUCUAAACGUCGAUACCAUAUUCCCAGGCCUGCGACUCGGGAAGCGGAGCGAAAAUGGCAGCUGGAACAGAUGGCUGGCACUUUCCGCAUAUUCGCUAAAUUAGGAUUUGCUGACGGAGGAAGUGGUCACAUCAGUGUUCGAGAUCCCAUAAAUCCAGACACAUUCUGGAUCAAUCCUUACGGCGUACACUUUGCGCUGUUAACUGUUUCCGACAUGGUUCAUGUAGACAAGAACGGAUGCCGUAUUGGUGGUGCCGACAAGCCCAUCAAUACUGCCGGGUUUAUCAUACACUCCGCCCUGCAUCAACGCCGUCCUGAUAUUAACGCCGCGUGUCACGUACAUUCUCCGUAUGGGCGUGCUUGGUCCAACUUUGGCAAGCCUAUAGAUAUGCUGAAUCAAGACAGUUGCAUGUUCUAUAACGACUUGGCUGUCUACAGAAACUUUGGUGGAGUUGUCCUUGCCAAGGAGGAAGGUGCGAAGGUUGCAGGUUCACUUGGACAACAGAGAAAGAACCUCAUCCUCCAGAAUCAUGGACUCCUCACUAGCGGCGGGACUGUAGCGGAGGCCGCAGCUUUUUUCAUUGCGCUUGAAAGGGCAUGUCAUUGCCAGCUAUUAAUUGAAGCCGCUCUCGCGCCUACUGGAAGUCAGCUAAUGAAGACAUUCAUUAGUGACGAGGAAGCGGAAUACACCAAGAAAGAGACAGGGAGUCCGGAAGUUAUGUACAUGCAGUUCGAGCCGGAGUACCAGCUUAUUGUCAAGGAAACCAAUGGGGAGUUCUUGGUAUAG
This is a messenger RNA of Alternaria burnsii, 882 nucleotides long. RefSeq lists its product as uncharacterized. Lineage: Eukaryota; Fungi; Ascomycota; Dothideomycetes; Pleosporales; Pleosporaceae. The coding region runs from base 1 to 882 and encodes 293 amino acids. Gene Ontology annotation, molecular function: actin filament binding. The record is from RefSeq and is a predicted model, not a curated record. The transcript is spliced from 2 exons. Gene Ontology annotation, cellular component: cytoskeleton.